CAUAAUAACAGAACAAUGCAUAUAAGUUUCUCUUCUCUUAUUUUCGUAUAUUCAAAUUCUCUUCUCUUGCAAAUUGCAACAUUUCUGAUUCAUUAUUUCAUAUAUUUAGGGGAUGACAAAGUGUUUAUCUCUCUUCCGAAGAAAAACAGGUGGUGGAUCGGAGGAACGCAACGAAGAUAGCUUAAGCGACAAGCCAAACGUGAAUGGAGAAUACUUCAAAGCAUUCAGAACAAAGUCAUACAUUGAUAUAUGUAACAAAGUUCAUAAACAUGAAAUUGAUAACACAAGCUCCAUAUCAUCGAUCUCUUCCUCGUGUUCCACAUCUUCUUCAACUUCUCUACCUAAUUAUUUCUUGAAUCUGACUGAACAUUUACUAGAACCUCGAAAAGAAAUUGUUACAAAAAUAAUCAAGUGUUUGAAGGUGCACCGUCUUCUGGUGGACUACUUUGAAUCGAGUUUAGAAGCAUGUCUUUGUUGUGACACGAUCCUUCAAAGUAUUCGUCAAACUAGAUUUGUUUAUGGAAGAGUCACUAAUGCAGUUAAUAAGCUAAGCGAAAGAGUAGUACUUGAAUAUGACACUGACACCAACAUGGACACAAACAACAACAUCAAUGCUAUCUAUAAAGAGCUUGCUUCCUUUGUAUUGCAAAAUAACAACAAUCCUUUUUGUUUAUCUAAUAAUGUUAUUAAGUUUCACAACAUUCAAGAGAAACACAUGGUGCUUCUUAAUAGACUAAACUCAAAGAGAUUGAAACUUAGAAGAAGAAUAAGAAUAAAGAGGUUAUGCAAGAAAGUUGGAGGAAUUGGUCUAAUCGUUUCGCAAACCACACUUUUGGUGGCUUUGUUGUUCUUUGCUUUCCAUAGCAUAAUUGGAUUGGCUGCUGCACCUUAUGUAGUGGGUGGAUUCUUAGGAUUGAUGAAGAAAAAGAAGAGAUUCGUCAAGUAUAGUACUUGUUCUGAAAAACUGUAUGAGCAAAUUGAUGUAGCUGCAAAAGGGGUUUAUAUAGUGAUAAAUGAUAUGGAUACUAUGAGCCGUAUGGUUAAGAGGUUAGAGGAUGAAGUAGAACAUUGGAGAGAGGUUGCUGAUAUUUGUGUGAAGAAUUAUGGCAAUGGGAAUGGAAAGGGUAGGUGUGAAAUAUUGAGGAUGGUUGUGAGGGAAUUUCAUGAUUGUCAAACUCAAUUUCUGGACCAGUUAGAAGAGCUUGAGGAGCAUAUUUAUUUGUGUUUUCUUACUAUUAACAGAUCUAGAAGACUGCUUAUGCAAGAGAUUACUCACAAGUAAUGUUGAAAUGAUCAAUGAAGAUUGAAGACAAUCUUUUAGCAGUGUAUGGGCCAAGUUCAGUAAACUUCCCUUUGUUGCUGCUGCUGUAGAGUUAGGCUUUGACAAGUGCUCAUUAUUUCCAUUUUCUUAUACUCUCUAUAAUUCUUUGAUUUUUUUAAGACAUGUUGUUUAUUUUUUAUUUUUUUAAUAUUAUAAAUAAAAAUCAAGUUUCAUC
Messenger RNA from Cicer arietinum (chickpea), 1496 nucleotides. Its product is annotated as UPF0496 protein At1g20180. NCBI's taxonomy places the organism in Eukaryota, Viridiplantae, Streptophyta, Magnoliopsida, Fabales, Fabaceae. The record is from RefSeq and is a predicted model, not a curated record.